This is a messenger RNA of Sporothrix brasiliensis 5110, 867 nucleotides long. RefSeq lists its product as uncharacterized. The record is from RefSeq and is a predicted model, not a curated record. The coding region runs from base 1 to 867 and encodes 288 amino acids. The transcript has a single exon. NCBI's taxonomy places the organism in Eukaryota, Fungi, Ascomycota, Sordariomycetes, Ophiostomatales, Ophiostomataceae. Gene Ontology annotation, molecular function: acyltransferase activity, transferring groups other than amino-acyl groups.
AUGGCUACCAAGAAUCCUGCACCGGCCGGCAGUGUGCCAUUCUCUGUUUUUGUGUCUCGGCCGAGCACCGAGGCUUACGAAGUGCACUUCUCCCCGCUGGCCCAGCCGCGGGCGGCCGAGAUCGACCCGACGUUUCUGGAUGCUAUGAAGGUGCGGCACAACGUCUUCAUUAUGGAGCAAAAGGUGCCGCUCGAGAGUGAGCUCGACGAGGACGACAUGCGAUCGGUCCACUGGGUCGCCUACAUGACCGACGGCGGUGAAGCCGUCGGUACCAUCCGCGUCGUGCCCUAUCCACAGCCUCCGCACCCGAUGCCGGGCGGCGCAUAUUCCAUCAUUGACGGCGCUGUUGUGCUCAAGGGCCGGUGGGUGCGCAAGUCCGAGCAGCGGUUGGAUAGCAAGGACGCCGCCGCCGCCGCCGCCGCACCUCCUUUGCACACCAUGCCGCGGUCGCAACUCGAGUAUCUGCCAGCCACUGAGGCCGACUUGGCGGCCGAAAUUGAGGCGGCCAUCGGCCCAGACCGGGCCACAUCCCUGCACGACGGCAAGGAGCCCUACGUGAAGCUGGGCCGCAUCGCCGUCCUAUCCUCCUUUAGGGGCUUCCACCUUGGACAGUAUCUCGUGCAGACGGCGCUGGACUGGAUCCAGGAGAACCUGGCGUACUUUGACAAGGUCGACCCAAUGGCUGCGGCGGCGACCACUGAGACCAGGUUCAAUGGGCUUGUGUGUUUGCACGCGCAGGUCCAUGCCCUGGGUUUCUACCAGCGGCUCGGGUUUGUCGUUGACGAGGGCAUGGGUACAUGGUGGGAAGAGGGCAUUCCGCAUGUGGGGAUGUUCCGCCGGCUGGAGCUGUCUAAGAAGGCUUUGUAA